AUGAUGGCCACCGGGUCUCGGGACUCCUCAGUUCGUGAGGCCAAAGUCUUUGUCAAGGAAGUCGUACGAAAUGACUGGGAUUUCGAUGCCGGCCUUCCCUCACCGUCGUCCGCCGACGGCACUCUUUGCCACGACCGCGAAGUGUGCGAAUGGCGAGUCCGAGAAUUCGACACCCCAACCUCGGAACUCGAGCCACAAAGCUCAGAUAGCGAGCAAGAAUAUGAUCCAUCAGCAGUGCAGAAACUCGCCCCGGGAGCUGCGGGCAUCGAACGGCGUCGCAAACGCCGUCGACAAAUGGACGACGAAAUGGCAUGGAACGAAGGGCUACGCCUAUGGAUGGCCAGACGCGAUGCGUGGUGUGGUGCGAAGACUCGGCGGCAAAUUCGGGCGGAGGAGGAAAAGCGCGCGUUGGCUGGCGCGCAGACGGACACAACAGAUCAGUCCGAUGGCGUGAACCUAGGAGAAAAUGAUGCGACAUCGUCUGGUUCAUCCCAAUCUGCGAUGCCGCCUAGCCAGGGCAGUGAGGGUAUUGACGCCUCUCAUCUGGCAGCCCGGAUCGAAACAUCACUUUCCAUUGCGGAUCGGGAGAAAAGCGAGGAGCUCCAGCAUCGAACGGAUAUGACCUCGGGACAGCAAGAGGAUCAGGAGGAAGGAUUGUCUACCGCGCCAGACGAGGGAGCCAAACGGAAGGACUCGUCAGAGACAACCAUCACAGAGCCAGAUCAGAAACUCGCCGCAGUCGUGCCUCCCCAAGUCACAUCCUUCCCGGCUGUGGAAGACCAAACAGAAGAGGAGAAGGUGGAAGAAGAGCUUGAUGAACCGCUUUGCCCUGUUGCCCCGCCUUUCAUUCCAAACGAUAAUCCAGUUCGCGCAACUAUCAACCCCGCAAUCUACCCUUCAAUCUACACCAAGGUUGUUGUGCAAGGCAUGACCCCCACCGUCCCCGUCAACCUUGCCCAUUUGACCAAAGCCAUGGUUCAAGGCUGGAAAUCAGACGGGCAGUGGCCCCCAAAGCCAGCCGUGACAUCGAUUGUCCUUGCUGAUGAUGCCUCUGUGCCCAAGAAAAACACUGAUCGCUCUGCCGAGGAGGCGCCACAGGGCAGGAGGAAGAACAGCAUUACCAGUGCUGUGAAGAAAGUCUUCCAUUUCGGAUCGCAUCCCUUCCACCGCCGCGCCAGCCAGGAUACCGGGAACGGAGCCGGGGGCCCGACGGCUUAA
Molecule: messenger RNA, 1218 nt
Organism: Penicillium samsonianum
Lineage: Eukaryota; Fungi; Ascomycota; Eurotiomycetes; Eurotiales; Aspergillaceae
Product: DUF4050 domain-containing protein
Exons: 1
Coding region: 1-1218 (405 amino acids)
Source: RefSeq, a predicted model, not a curated record